Molecule: messenger RNA, 736 nt
Organism: Pelecanus crispus (Dalmatian pelican)
Lineage: Eukaryota; Metazoa; Chordata; Aves; Pelecaniformes; Pelecanidae
Source: RefSeq, a predicted model, not a curated record
GCAUGGCUGCCGGACGGUCAUUGCAAGCCGGAACCUGCAGCGAGUGUUGGAGGCCUCUCAAAAGCUGGUGGCAGCCACAGGCCAGCAGUGCCUGCCUCUGUCUGUAGAUGUCAGGCAGCCCCAAACCAUUGUGGCAGCAGUGGAUGAGGCACUGAAAGAGUUCAAGCAGAUUGACAUCCUUGUUAACGGUGCUGCGGGAAACUUUUUGUGCCCAGCCAGCGCCCUGUCCUUCAAUGCCUUCAAGACAGUGAUAGAUAUUGACACCAUUGGCACCUUCAACACCUCCAAAGUCCUCUUUGAGAAAUAUUUCCGGGACCAUGGUGGCGUCAUCGUUAACAUUACUGCAACCCUGAGCUACCGAGGGCAGGCCCUCCAGGUGCAUGCUGGUACUGCUAAGGCUGCGAUAGAUGCCAUGACCCGUCACCUUGCUGUGGAGUGGGGACCCAACAACAUCCGAGUGAACAGCUUGGCACCGGGCCCCAUUACAGGCACCGAGGGCUACCGGCGGCUGGGUGGAAAAUUUGCUGAGGAAGCAAGCCAGUUCGACAUGAUCCCCCUCCAGCGUGCAGGGAACAAGACGGAGAUUGCCCACAGCACGCUGUACCUGGCGAGCCCCCUCUCCUCCUACGUGACGGGCACCACCCUGGUCGUGGAUGGUGGGAGCUGGCUGACCUCUGCCAACAACUUCCCUGCCUUGCUGGAUUUCUGGGCUGCAGGAGCAAACAAAAAUCAGUGA